GCUUCUCUUGCGGAACACAUCUCGCCCGUCUCUGUGCUUUUCUGGACUUCUCACUGCACCUGUGGGGUCUACCGCCCCCUCCAUCGCGGUGAUGGAUGUGCAACACCCCGAGGAUCGUCCCGGUUCCCGUUCACCCACGGACAUCGGUUCGAGGAAGCGAGGAAAUACAUCGAGUGGUAGCGAGGACACAGAGCUGUACUCCGCAUCAGGUGACGAGUCAUCGGAAUACGGCUUUCGACUUGUACAGUACCGCAAGGCCAAACGAAGAAUUAUCAACUCAUCUUCGGCGUCCAGCUCGAACACUGUGAAAACAGCGCCUCAGCGAUGGCCUCACUCCAUCCUGUUUGUGCCACAGAACGCUACCGACAACCUGCGCGUCCUCAACAGGCAAGCACUCUCCGUGUAUCUCGAAAACACUGUGCCAAACGAGAUCAAGGAUGUGAGGAUAAACACAAGGCGAAACAUCCUGGCUAUCGAUGUGAUGAACCCGAGCGCGCUGACCAUACUCCAACAUGUAACGCAGCUGGGAAACAUCAAGGUCCGAUCUAUCAUGCCAACGAAUGGUGCCACAAUUACAGGAGUAAUCUAUGACAUUGACAACGAAAUUCCUAAUGCAGACCUCCCAGUUCUUAUAAAACCAGCAAGUGAACAUAACGUCAUUGUGCAUGUCUGUCGCCUCGGCAACACACGUUGUGUGAGACUAACGUUCAAAGGCGACUGCCUUCCACCCUACGUGAAGGUCGGCCACUUUCGCCACCAGGUUCGACCAUUUAUUCCAAGACCAAUGCAAUGCUACAAUUGUCAGAAGAUUGGCCAUGUGAAGGGAGUCUGCAGAAAUUCGGCCGUGUGCCCUCGAUGUGCCGAACCCCACUCAGAAGACAACUGCAGCGCAAUCAAGUUGAAGUGUCCUAACUGUCAGGGUGAUCACUGCGCCUCUUCCAAAGACUGUCCCCAGAUCAAGAAAGAGAUCACCAUUCUUAAACAAAUGGUGAGAGACAACUCUACCCACAAAGAAGCUGCUGUGAAAGCACGGCGAAGACGACGUCACCGUCGAACGUCUUCACGACGUAAAACAUCAAGUUUUCAGGAACAGUCAACUCGUCAAGCCGCAUCACCAGUGGAAGUUUCCAGCCCUCCGAACACCGGUGUUGGAAGGGAGAAAACUGCCAGAUCUCUCUCCACAAAGGAAUGGCCGCCACUUCCAUGUACACGACCGCCAGAAGAGCCGCAGAAGAAGCCGCCCCCAGUACAUCAAGGUGCUGUAUCCGAGGAGUCGCGGAAAACAGAUGAGCAAGUGAUAGCACUUAUUAGGCCUUUAAUGAAUGCCAUUCGCGUGUUGCUAAGCAACAUGCACACACCGUCUGCCAAAAGUGCGCUUCAAGUACUGGACGCUCUGAGUCCGGUGCUUGCAACCCUUGCGUAGACCAUGGCUCCACAGCCACGGUCUUUUAGGGAAGAGGUCCGACAAGCAGCUAUUUUUCAGUGGAAUGGGCGCGGACUCAGCGCCUUUCGGAUUUCCGUCGCUUCGUGUACGCUAAUAUGUUUCCCAUUAUCGUCAUUUGCGAGCCGAACUUAUCGAACACAAUCAGGCUUUCUGGAUAUGAAUUAUUUAUGUCGUCAACUAUUUAUGAAAACAGUAAGGUUUUGGUGUGUAUUCGCCGUGACCUCACCUACACUCAUCAGCCUGUACCACCUAAUGACUAUAAUCAAUAUAUAUGCCUAAACGUAAGAAAAAAGAAUUUGGCGUUUACUUUUGUGGGCGCCUACCUAUCUCCGUCAAGUCGAUUUGAUUACAAAAGACUCCAAGACAUCCUUUCUUCAACCUCCAAUCCCUGGGUCAUCAUUGGAGAUUUCAACGCCCAUCAUACACUCUGGGGAAGUCCGAUGAUCAACGCAAGAGGCAGAGCUCUGGUAUCUUUCGCCUCCAGUAAUGAACUUUGGCUGCUGAAUGAUGGAAGUCCUACCUUCUUACGUGGCUCCACCUACAGCAGCUGUCUUGACUUGGCUUUCGUCUCACGAAGCCUUGUCAGACGUGCAGGGUGGUUUGCGGACAUAGAGACGCACGGAAGCGACCACAUUCCCACGUACAUCAAGAUCAGAGGAUUGUCCCCUUCCAAAAUACGGGAUACGAUCCAAAGAGUGGACUGGCCUAAAUUUCAGUCUAUUAUGGAAGAGCGCUGCGACGCCAAUCCAUCUUUCGACUUGGAAGAAGCAAUCAAGAGCGCGGUGCAAGACACUAUGCGCGCUCUCACAUGCUCUUCGAAACUGAACGAAUUUGAUGUGGAACUAGAACGACUUCGAGCCAUCCGACGACGUGCUGAACGAAGAUACCGACGUACGAAAACAGUGGACGAUUUACGGACCGCCAGGCGCACGCAAAAGAAGAUACAGCGCCGGUUAGACAAGCUCGAAUCGCAACGUUGGAAUGCCUUCUGUGAGUCGCUAGAUCCACGCAAGCCUUUAUCGCAACUAUGGAGAACGGUGCGCGGUCUCCGGACACUCCCCGUACAGCGAUUCCCAUUCAAGGCGCUUGCCCUCUCUCAAAAGAGAUCGGAGAUUGACGUGGCAGAGGAUUUCUGCGCCAGAUUAUCCGGCCAACUCACGGCUACCAACAUUCCAUCGCCUUCGAGUAACUGUCCGCCACCACGUGAUCACCGGAUGGAUCUACCAUUCUCAAUCCACGAACUUAAGGCAGCAUUAGCUUUGUGUAGCCACACAUCAGCGCCAGGACCUGACGGAAUUUCCUACCGAGCUCUGUGUCACCUGGGGGAGCGAGCGAGAGGACUUCUCCUUGAGGUGUACAAUGAAUCUUGGACAGAUGGCACACUACCAACAACCUGGAAGACAAGUCGCCUUGUUCCACUGCUGAAGCCUGGCAAGUCGCCGUUGGAACUCUCAUCAUAUCGCCCGAUCGCGUUGGCGAGCUGCGUGGGCAAAGUAAUGGAGAGGAUGGUCCUAGGACGCCUGGAGUGGUACUUGGAAUACCACAACACUUACCCAGAUGCCAUGGCGGGCUUCCGACGCGGUCGAUCAUCGAUCGAUAACGUCGUCGACCUGGUCACCUACGUUCAACAUGAGAAAUGCCACGAGGGUGCCAAAGUCAAUGACUGCAACGAGACCUUCGAACUCUGCGAAAGUGUGCCGUCAACUAACUACCGGCGCUGCCACCGGCAGUUGACGCACUGUCUUCUGGACUGGCCCAGGAAAACAGUUAGACAGGCACAAGGAAACCGCGGUUGUCGAAGAAAGCUAAAUUACCGGUGGCACCGCACCGUGUGCUACUGCUAGGUGGUGCGGGGGUGUUCUCGCAUUCGGCUCUUGCGGCAGCCAGCUUCCGAGACGCCGUCGUUGAGAGGCUGUGCCUGUGGUCGAGGACGCAGACGCUGUCGCUUGAGGCCUUUGGUCGCAGUGCCUGUGACCAGACGUGGUCGCGUACGCUGCAAGCGGUUCCGAACUGGUCCUUGUGGAAGUGGCGUUCGAAGUACCGUUUAGAUCCCGCGUGCAGGUGAGCCACAAUGGUAAAGGGAGCGUCAUCCAUAACUCAUAUUGCAACCUAUACAGAGAAUUGCAUAUUUCGCUUAAAAUGUUCGAAGAAACAUUUCGCGCUUACCACUAUAUGCAACAUAAUUUAACAUAUUUCUUGUAAAAAUACCUAAAUUUGUCCAUGCCUGCAGUUCACGUUCCUUCACAUAUUCCUUAGUCAUCUAUCGCGCCAAGUUUCGGUGGGAACUUGCCGCACUGAGGUAACAUGCUGGACUACACCUGGUAUACCAAAGCAAAUGUUGUUGAUUUUGCUGUUGUUUUUUUAAAUCCCGUUCCUGGCUCAUAUACAAAUAUGGCGUAUCGAGCCAGAACAGUGUGGAUAGAGCAAACUGAUAAUACCUAAUAAACGACACUA
Dermacentor albipictus is the source of this 3898-nucleotide messenger RNA. RefSeq lists its product as uncharacterized. The record is from RefSeq and is a predicted model, not a curated record. Lineage: Eukaryota; Metazoa; Arthropoda; Arachnida; Ixodida; Ixodidae.